Brassica rapa (field mustard) is the source of this 2269-nucleotide messenger RNA. Its product is annotated as meiosis-specific protein ASY2-like. The record is from RefSeq and is a predicted model, not a curated record. NCBI's taxonomy places the organism in Eukaryota, Viridiplantae, Streptophyta, Magnoliopsida, Brassicales, Brassicaceae.
GUACAGGAUUCGGUCGAUUAGAAUGAUAACUUAGAAAAUGGGGUGACUAAAGACGUUUUUAUUAGAAUCAACACAGUGGGUUACAAGACUGAUCAAAGGUAAGGAGACAAGAUCAGAGGUUUAAACGACAAGAUCAAAGAGAUGAUUAGGAAACCCUAAAUCUAGCCGCUUAGUAUGUGAUUUGUCCCAAAAGUCCUCUUUUCGUUGCCUCCUCCUUCUCUCUUAUAGUGCCCUUCUGCGUGGUGCCCUAAUCGCGCCUAUCCUUUGGGCCUUGUCGCCCAAAGGCCGAGUAUGUGGGCCUUAGUACUGUUUCAUCCAAGCCGAGUAUAGCUGAUCGGCUUAGCUGACCGGCUUAAAGUACUCUGAGGUCGAGCUGACGUCUCUAGCCGCUAAGCCGACUAAGCUUGAUCGACCUUGUCGGGCUAGGGCCUGUUAUGUGAUGGGCCUUGUGGAGGGAUGUAAUCCAUCUCCUACAAUAAGUCCCCCCCCAGUUCACUUGUGAGCGGCUUGUCGGUCUCAGUGAAUUUGUGGGUCAGGUUCGUUCAUAUAACAGGGCCUAAUGCCGACGACAGCUCGUUUUACUGGUGUAUGGUUUUAGUCACGUGCCGCGUCUAGUCGCUCCGCGUUACGUCUUCUCACGAUGCGUUGUGUUUUACUCGGGAGGUAAACUUCUCGGAUUAGGAGUCCAGGCGGUCUUUGGAUGGUUAACUCUGUCGAAUUGGUUCGGGCUAGAACCGGAGAUUAAUUUCGGUCCGGUUUCUUGAUUGAAAACCGGUUUUGGCGAGAAACCGAACCGUCGCGAGUAGGUUUUUGGGCAUUUAGGCGGCCUUUGAAGCCCAUUUAGGCCUUUGUAGACCUAAUGAUGACGCUUCGAAGGAUGCGCCUCGUUUUUGCUAUAAAUAGGCGUCUCUCCUUUGCUUUCGUCAUUCUUCUCUGCAAGCUCAGGUAUUCCACUUUCUCUCCCUUCUCUCUACUUUUAUUUUCUCUCUCUAGAUAAGACUUCCGUAGCAUAGGGUUUUUUGCUAGCGAUCUAGCUGGUUUAGUCGUCCCCCCGAGUAGAAGAGAUAUGGCUUCAGGGAAUCGGCUAUCGCGCGAGGAAAAAGGGAAAGAUAUAGCUACUUCGCCAAGCCCGGCUAGGGAUGCGGACGGGGGUCCGUUGGAGGAUUUCGACAUAAUCCAUCGUGAUGCUCUGCGGGAUACGGAGAACAUGAGCCUUUCCCAGCGCCUUCUGGUCGCUGAUGCCCAUAGACAGUUUCGCGAAGAAAUCGAAGAAAACGUUGAGGGCGAGGAUAGAGAGGCGAGUGGUUCUGAAGCGCCUAGCCUUGUCGUAAGACCUAGGAGACGGGCUCGUCGGAGGGGUCGUAUCGACCAGUCAGGCCGUCUCCCUGCUCCGAGAAGUGUUCCGUUCUACGAAGUAGACUGUCGUCCUGUGAUAUAUCACCCUGGUGGGAUUUUCGAAGAACUACCUUCGCUGCCUCCCGAAGCGUUACGCGACCCGCGAGUUCAAUCGUGGGGAAACGUUUUCAGUUCCUGUUCUUCCAACGAGACCGUGAAGAGAUUGCUAAGAGAGAGUGGUGGCGCUGGAGUCACCUUCCUCAUUCCGUCAAUCGAUCAGCGGCCGUGGUCGCCACCGGUUGGUUACCAGUGCAUAUAUGAAUCUUCCUUCAAGGAUCAGACGAAGCUCUGGUUCCCAAUCCCCAGACUGAUCACGUCUUACGCAUUUCGUCGGGAUAUCGCCAUUUCUCAGCUGCUGAACGGGUCGCUGCGCAUAGCCGUCAUGUUGAUGGUUAUGGCAGCGGAGAUGGAUGUUUCGAUGAGCGUGAGGGUGUUUGAGGAGCUGACUUUCACGAAGGCGGAGCCUAACGGGAUCUUCUCGGUAAAGAUGAGAGCGAGUUACAACGUUUUGACUGGUCAUCCCAACAAGACGCAGGAUUGGCAACGCGCAUACUUCUUCAUUAAGUCCGACGAGCAUGCCUUCGAGGAGCCGCCGGGGGACGAUUAUCGCGUUUUAUGGAAUCAGCAACUUGUUCGUCAUCCCAAUACAAUUGCCUAUCCAGAGAAAUUCUUCGAAACUGCUCAACUGAUCGCGACGCAUAGUCAUCUCAGGUGGCCGGAUCUUAGUCGGGAGUGGAUACGUCGGCAACAAGCUAGGAUCGCCAGAGGUAAAGUUGCCGUUUACCCUAGAGAGAUGCUCUUGAACCUUUUUCAUAGUCUCCGUGUCUGAUUUCUCUUUCUUGUAUAGUUGAUUGGGAAUCGAGACUUCCUUGUG